Messenger RNA from Melanotaenia boesemani (Boeseman's rainbowfish), 1145 nucleotides. RefSeq names its product calcineurin-like EF-hand protein 2 (gene chp2). The coding region runs from base 63 to 647 and encodes 194 amino acids. The record is from RefSeq and is a predicted model, not a curated record. Gene Ontology annotation, molecular function: calcium ion binding. The transcript has 7 exons. Lineage: Eukaryota; Metazoa; Chordata; Actinopteri; Atheriniformes; Melanotaeniidae.
UGUGGUGGGUAGGUCAAAGCAGAGAAGCUACAGUCAGUCUGCAGAAAACAGCUUGGAGCAGGAUGGGCUCCACCAGCUCCAGCAGGAACCACGUCCCCAACGCACAGGAGCUCCUGCAGGAAACUGGCUUCUCAGCUGCACAUCUCCUCCGUCUCUACGAGAGGUUUGAGUUUCUCGACAGAGACGGCAGAGGACAGCUCAGGCCUGAUGACUUCGAAGCAGUUCGGGAGUUGGCCAUGAAUCCCAUCGGAGGCAGAAUCAUCGGAGCCUUCUUCCCUCCAGGACAGGAAACGGUGGACUUUCCCACCUUCGUCCGGAUUCUGGCUCAUUUCCGUCCCACAGAGAAAAACCGAGCCAGAGACGGAGCCCAGACGGAGCCGGCCAACAGCAGGACCGGGAAACUCAAAUUUGCCUUCCAGCUGUAUGAUCUGGACAGAGAUGGAAAGAUUUCCAGAGCUGAGCUUCUUCAGGUGCUGCGAGCGAUGAUGGGGAUCGAGGUGACGGAGGAGCAGCUGCAGAGUAUCGCUGAGCGAGCCAUCCAGGAGGCCGACCUCGACAGAGACGACGCCAUCUCCUUCGACGAGUUCAGAAAGUCGUUGGAGAAGGUGAACAUCGAUCACAAGAUGAGCAUCCGCUUCCUGAAAUAAAGAGCAAAGCUGCUGAGACUUCUUCUGUCUUAUGACAUGAAGGUUUCAGGAGGAGAAAAUUAUCUGUUAAUUAUCUUGUUUUACUUUCACCUGCUGCUGCUUCUGCAACGAUUUCAUCCAAUCAAUAAAAGACAAAAUUGCAGAGCUGUUAAUAAAGUCAGAAGAUCUGGAGGAACUCAGCACCAGUCAGCAGAGAAAACUCCAUCCUGGAAGCUCCUCAAUGACAAAAUGAAAAAGGAAAAUGCUGUUAACGUUCAUGUGCUGUACAUGAAGAAAUUACCAUUGUUGGUUCAACUGAAGCAAAAAGUAGGAUCAGUAGAUGAACACAUCGGAACAUCAGACAGUAAGCAGGAACACCUGAUUCUCCAGGUGAAGAGCAUUUCUAAAUUUUUUUACAGUGUAAACUUUCUUGUUCUUUUUAAAAUUUCCGAAACGUAAAUUUUAAUUUACAUAAAUUGAUAAAUGUGGAAAUUUAAAUAAACCUGAAUGAAUACUUCA